Molecule: messenger RNA, 3942 nt
Organism: Mustela lutreola (European mink)
Lineage: Eukaryota; Metazoa; Chordata; Mammalia; Carnivora; Mustelidae
Gene: F2R
Product: coagulation factor II thrombin receptor
Exons: 2
Coding region: 243-1523 (426 amino acids)
Biological process (GO): positive regulation of Rho protein signal transduction; blood coagulation; positive regulation of blood coagulation
Cellular component (GO): membrane
Molecular function (GO): thrombin-activated receptor activity
Source: RefSeq, a predicted model, not a curated record
CGCGCCGCUCAGCUCCCGCGCGCCGGGGUUCCGCCCCCACCUCCGCCGGCACUCAGAGAGCUGCCAGCCUCGCCACGGGACAGGCCAGUCCGCGGGGAGACGCGAGCGUCCUCCUUCUGUCCCUGGGCAGCGAGCGCUCUGCCGGCCCGCACGGAGUGCGCCGCGGCGGGACGGAGAGCGCACGGAGCGCGAGCCGCUCAGAGGCUGGGCAGUCCGCCCGAGCCGCGCCGAACCUCCGGACAAUGGGGCCGCGGCGGCUGCUGCUCGUGGCCGCCGGACUCAGUCUAUGCGGCCCCCUGCUGUCGGCCCGCACUCGAGGCCGCAAGCCCGAGUCAAAAGCAACCAAUGCUACUGUGGAUCCCCGGUCAUUUUUUCUCAAGAAGAUUGAAACAUUUGAACCAUUCCCACUGCAUGAUGAUGAGGAGAAAAACAGGAGCAGGUUCCCUGAGGACAGACUAAGCCCCAUCAAUAUAAGUCAUCCUCUUCAAAAACUGCACCCUGUGUUUAUCUCAGAAGAUGCCUCAGGGUAUCUUACCAGCACCUGGAUGACACUUUUUAUCCCCUCUGUCUACACUGGCGUGUUUGUCAUAAGCCUUCCUCUGAAUAUCAUGGCCAUUGUUGUGUUUAUCUUGAAGAUGAAGGUCAAGAAGCCCGCUGUGGUGUACAUGCUGCAUCUGGCCACGGCGGACGUGCUCUUCGUGUCAGUGCUCCCGUUCAAGAUCAGCUAUUACUUUUCCGGCAGCGAUUGGAGAUUUGGUUCUGAAAUGUGUCGCUUUGUCACCGCAGCCUUUUACUGUAACAUGUACGCCUCCAUCAUGCUCAUGACAGUCAUAAGCAUUGACCGGUUUUUGGCCGUGGUGUACCCCAUCCAGUCCCUCUCCUGGCGUACCCUGGGGAGGGCUUCCUUCACUUGUCUGGCCAUCUGGGCUCUGGCCAUUGCGGGGGUGGUGCCUCUCCUUCUCAAGGAACAAACCGCCCAGGUGCCGGGGCUCAACGUCACCACCUGCCAUGACGUGCUCAGUGUAACCCUCCUCAAAGGCUACUAUGCCUAUUACUUCUUAGCCUUCUCUGCUGUCUUCUUCUUUGUGCCCCUGAUCGUUUCCACCAUCUGUUACGUGUCUAUCAUUCGAUGCCUUAGCUCCUCCGCAGUCGCCAACCGGAGCAAGAAGUCCCGGGCUUUGUUCCUUUCGCUUGCUGUUUUCUGCAUCUUCCUCCUCUGCUUUGGACCCACAAACGUCCUCCUGAUUCUGCAUUACUCCUUCGUUUCUCAGGAGUCCACCACAGAGGCUGCCUACUUUGCCUACCUCCUCUGUGUCUGUGUCAGCAGCAUCAGCUGUUGCAUUGAUCCCUUGAUUUACUAUUAUGCCUCUUCCGAGUGCCAGAGGUACCUCUGCAGCAUCUUAUGCUGCAGAGAAAGUUCUGAUCCCAGCAGCUACAACAGCAGCGGUCAGCUGAUGGCCAGCAAAAUGGAUACCUGCUCGAGUCACCUGAAUAACAGCAUAUACAAAAAGCUCUUAACUUAGGGAAAGGGGAUGCUGAUGAGUUAAAAAGAAGAGCUUAAAAAAGCGAAUAGCCUGAGGGUUCUAUUAGUCCCCACCAAAAAAGUAUUUACGAUAAAAAAUGACAAAUCUAUGAUUUGCAUGCCUCUUUCUUAUGAGAGCCAUUGAUCAUAUCUAUUUGUUAGUUAUAGGAAAAGAUAACAAACAUAGAAAACAGUAUCAUUCCAAGAGUGUAUCUCCAGUGCUACAAUAAUAACUGAAUAUCAUAUUCUGAUACACAUAGGUGACUUACUAUAUAUGUGCAUGUGUGCAUGUAUAGGUGUGUAUACACGCACUUGUAUCAUUUGCAGAAUGGCACUUUGGAACACUCCCUUUUUUCCACCAGAGAUUAAGGAAAGAAACAUUCCGAUUGUGGAGUUUAACCCUGAACAUCUGAAGAUGUUCGCCAAUAGGGAGGGAAUCUGUUGUUUGGACUUACACAGCUUUUGCAAAUAAGUGUAUUUUGAAAUUGUUCAACAACAAUGUUUAAGUUAUUAAGGGAUAAGAGUACUAUCUGUGUGUAGAAAAAGUUCUACUCUUUCUCAUUGUAAACGUAUCAAGGUUUGAAUUCUUUAAAUUAUGGAAACAGAUGAUAGGGGUAGCAUUUCUGAUGUUUUACACUCUGUGUCUAUAAACUGAGAAUGAGCAUAGGUCCCACAGAUGACCUUUGGUUGGCUUUCAAAGUAACUUGCCCUGAGAUGGGGGACUCCAAGCAAUACAUAAAAGCAGGGCCAUUUCAGACAAAGACUGGCCAGAAAAGCCUCCAGCUGAGCCUCCCAGAGGUCAGCACUGGAACCACAAAGGUUGCUCUGUCCUCCUGAGGUUCCCUCAAGGGGUGGCUGUGAAUCUUGUUUAUUAGAAAUUGGCAAAGUAAUCUUGGAAGCAGCUUUGGUCAAGACUUCAGAUGACCACUGCCACAAGUGGACUACAACCUCAUGAGAGCCAGGACUAAGAUAUGCCCAGAUUCCUGACCUACAGAAACAGUGUGAGGUAAAAGAUGUUCAUUGUUUUAAGUCAGAGGAGUUGGCACACUGUCAAUGGAAGGCCAAAUCCAUUCUGCUGCCUGUUUUUGUAUAUAAAGUUUUUUUUAGAACACACACACACACACAAAGAAAUUGGCAAAGUAGGUCAUGCUGUCCCAGGAGAUAAUGAAUAUAAAAGACCUCUCUGCCCAUUUUAAGAACAGAGAAAGAAGGCCCACUCACUUCCAGCAGUUAUACCCCAAGGAACAUUCUGGAAUGGAAACACUCAUGGAGCAAACAUGAAACACACAUUUUGUGCUCUGGGCACAGGGAUGGGUGCUGGGCAUACAGAGUUGAGAAAGACUGAGACCGGCCAUCAAGAAAAACAAAGUAGGGGCACCUGGGUGGCUCAGUGGAUUGAAGCCUCUGCCUUCGGCUCAGGUCAUGAUCCCAGGGUCCUAGGAUCCAGCCCCACAUUGGGCUCUCUGCUCAGCAGGGAGCCUGCUUCCUCCUCUCUCUCUGCCUGCCUCUCAGCCUACUUGUAAUCUCUGCCUAUCAAAUAAAUAAGAAAGAAAGAAAAACAAAGUAGACCAAUGCAGAGUGUGUAUGUGUAUAAUAAAUAAAUAUGUCCUUCUGUAAGAAGUUUUUUUAGUGAGAUGUCACCACACAAAUUUCAUACAAGCGAGGAUUGUCAGUUAAACAUUGAACAUUGGGGUUACUGCUUCCUGUGGUUAUAACUUGAGAUGAAAACAUAAUACACUACAGGAAACAUCUUUUUAAAAACAGCCAGUCUGUAUUGACUGGACAUGAUUUAUUUACAAAUGCAUUUGAUAAAUUAAGUCUAAUUUUUUAAAAAAGAAGCCAUUAUGCCAGUUUGAUGAGAAAUAACAGAAGAAAAUGAAGUAGACUUUGAAAUCUAGGAAAAUGAUUCUGUAUUAUCCAUUCUUUUUUUUUUUAAGAGUUAGAUCAUUUUAAAAGCAUUUUUUAACUUCCUAAUCAGUAUCAAGUACAGAAAAUCCUCAUGGAUGUCACAAAAUAUUUGAAAACUAAGUUGAAGUGUAUAUUUUUUUCUUAUGAAGCAAUGUUGGCCUUUUACACAAACAGGAAAAGUGAAAAGUUCCAAGGCAAAUGCUUUGCCUAUGUAAAAGAGCAAACUAUUUCCAAAUGGCAUAGAAUAAUUUUACAUCAAAUAACAUAAUGUAAGUAUAAGCUAGCUUUGAUUUUAUUUUUUAGCAUUGAUUUUAUUAAUUUAGUUACUGUAUUUUAUCCAACUCAGUGGAGAUUUACUAGUUUAUUCAAUCAAAUAUUAAAAUACCUCUGAUUUAAUAUGACUAUCAUUACUAUUAUUAUUGGUCUGUCCUUAUAUGAUUGUUUUUAUGUUCUCUUUUUUUAAAAAAAAAUGCAUGUAACCUAUAUUAAUAAAGAUGAAAUUUUGCUUGGUA